Messenger RNA from Paramuricea clavata, 5967 nucleotides. Lineage: Eukaryota; Metazoa; Cnidaria; Anthozoa; Malacalcyonacea; Plexauridae. The record is from the annotation of a GenBank genome assembly.
AUGGCUCAGACAACAGUCACAGCAUCCUCGUCCAAAGAUGAAUGUGACCAGGACCAUGAUUUUAAAACUCAACUGUUGAUUAUGGCCGGAGUAUCAGUUGUCAUUGGACUGGCAAUGUGCUUAGCAGGCAAGCUAGAUAGAUGAUAUAAUCCACCAGACAGUCAACAUAGAACAUUUACAGAUUUUCUGGGGGUGUGCACCCUCAAAAAUAUCCCCCCCUCGGAAAGUUUUCCACUCCACCUUCCAAAACUUGCACCUGCCCCCAAAAAAUUUAAAUGCUCGGAUUAAAUGACAGUAGUAUUAUUGACAUAAGGAUUUUGAACUAAAAUUUCCUGGGGCUUUGAAUGCCCCCUUACCCCCAACUAUAUCGACUGUGCCUCCAGGCUACACUACUACAUAUAUUGAGAAUUAAAAUUAUUUUCUCACCCAGAUAAUUGGUGGUCGAAUAUUUCUCAAUAAAGAAAAUUCUUCAACAAAGAGCAGAGUAAAAAAUUAUUGACAUUUCAUGUGUUUGUUUGUUUAGGCUACAAGUUAUUCAAGUUCAUCCUGUUUCUAACUGGAUUCUUUGUUGGGUUUUUUUCAUGUUAUGUUAUAUCUUCUCUCUACUUGAGUGACAAAAUCCAUGGCGAGGCUGCAGAGCAUAAGGACCAGGUAUUACAUCGCCAUUUUAUCUUACUGCUUAAUUAACACAUUAUGCUGCAAUCCUCCCUUACUCUGUCUAACACCAGACAACCUAUUCAUCAAGUGGAGAGUCGUGUACAUGACUGGGUUAAUGAACGAGAAAUUUCUCAAUUAAAUUGGUCUGAUGUAAGCCUAUAGUAAAAUAAUGAAGAGUAAAAAAGAAAGGCAUUAGGGCACAUUGCAACAUAAUGUGUCCAUCUGGCAUAAAAUUAAUUUAAUUAAUAAUUACAUGACAUAAUUUUUAGAUCUAUCUUGCAAUGUCAUUUGGUGUGGGCAUCAUUGGAGGACUUUUGACAUUAUGUUUGUAUUAUGUUGGCAUGUUUGUCUUGGGUAAGCUGUGGAUAUAUGUACUAUAUUAACCAUGCAUGUCCCUUUUACCUCUGGGGUUUGAUUCUUACAAGUCUCAUGUGAGAAGAGUGGUCCCGUUUUCGCUCUACUGAACACCACAUUUUUUGAGUGCUUUAGUGGUUUCCUCCUGUAGUAACACUGGACCAAUAGGGAAUGGUCUUACUAGACCUCUAGGAGGAAUGGUUUAAAACUGAUAGAGCUAUCCAGUAUAAAUAAGGUUAGUUUAGUUACAUUUCCUCCUGUAGUACAUAGCACUACCCCUAAGGCUCCAGGGAGAACAGUUCAGGGCUGACAGAGCUAUCCAGUAUAAAACAAGUUAGGUUAAAGACUAUCCUCUGUUAUGUCCAGGUGCAACAAUGGGUUGGUUUGCUGGAAUGGCGCUCCUACCUUUCUUCAAAUCUGAAGCACAUUUUCUCGUCGACCACAUGUGGUUACCUUACUGUGUUUGUGCUGGCUGUGCUAUAUUAGGUGGACUGUUGAUGUUAUGUCUGCAAAGGGUUAGUAUAUAUAUUUUCUCACUCUGUUAACUGCAGGUUCACCACCCCCUAUGCAAAGUAAACCACUGCUGCUGAGAGUACAUUUUUACAUUUUAGAUAAUAAUUAUUUUAUCAACUGCAUUUCUGGGAGCUCUGUUAUUCAUCAAUGGUCUUGAUUACUACGUCGAAAAGGGAAGAAUUGUCACUUUUACUGUGAACAUUUUACAAGGUAAUUCUUCCCUCACACAAGGUAUUGAUAUAUGCGAACAAAUAGAGUUUGGCUGAUUUCAACUGCAAACAGAUAAUUCGUCCACGGACAUAAAAACGCACAAGUUGUAACAAACCUGCAGCAGACAGGAUGUGUUUAAUGUAAAACCAUUUGGCAUUAGACAGAUCAAAAUACUAAAGUAGGGCUUAAAGGGUUACAGCAAAGUAAAAUGUGUUGCAUGUUCUAUUUUCUAUAGGUAACCAUUUCUACCUACCAAACUGUUGGUACACAUGGUUGGUGUUAAGUCUGCUGCCAAUACUGUUUAUCAUCGGAGUUAUCGUACAACAAGUCAAGACCAGUAAGGGUGCAGAUCACAGACAUGGUAAGAAGUCACAGCAUUCUUAUUAUAAAAGAUUUUAGGCAUCUUACUCAACAUAAAUAAUUGCUGAAGGAUUUUGAAGACAUAAAAUUUUGAGUGGAAUUUUGUACAUUUUAUAUUAGACCUAACUAUAGGCCGGAGCAGUCAGUGCAAAAAAUGCCACUAUCGGCUCUCUGGCAGGUAUCAAACCUGUGGCCCUGCGAUUCCAGUGCAGUGCUCUAACAGAUUCCACUCGAAAAUUGCAUCUACAAAUCCCUUUGAGCUGCCUGGCUUGAAAAGAUUUCCAUCUAUCUCAUAUUUGUAACUUACAGUAUGUUUUUCGUUCAUUUUCUUUUUGAAGCGUCAGGUCGUGUGCUGGUUGUGGAUGAGAAUCAAAUGAUUGAAAUGCAACAUGACGAGGUUUGAUUAUUACUACAGAAUAUUAUAUAUCUACUUACAAUAUGCUCAAUACAAUAGUCUAUUGCUAUACAGAAUAUAGAAAUAUAUAACAAUCUUUUGCCAACAAAAAAUUGGUUUAUACUACAGUAUCAAAGCUUCUGUGAUCACAGUAGGAAUUCUGCAUAGGUAAAUUCUAAGUUUUGAAGGAUUUGUAGGAAAUGUUUGAGGAAACAAACUUAGUGUUAAACUAUGAGUCAGUUUCCUCAAACAUUUCUUACAAAUCCUCCAAAACUUGGAAUUUACCCAUGCAAAAUUCCUACUGUGAUCACAGAAACUUUGGUAUAUAAUAUAUGUACAGUUGGGGUAAGUUGAGACAUAUACUACAGUACUGGUGCCGGUUGUACGAAGGCCGGAUAAGUAAUUUUUUCAAGCUUGCUAAAAUAACUCGUUGAUUGGUAUAACCCCGAUAAAAUUUUAGUAUUUAUGAAUUGAAGUUCCUAUUAUUAAGUCUAUAAUUUUAUAGAUUUCGAAGCAUUUUUACAACAAUUGAAAAAUCACUAUCCGGUGGAUAGUGUUGACCUUUGUACAACCAGCCCUUGGCAAUAAUUUGAAACAUGCACUACAGUUGAGGCAAUGACCAGGGCGACUGAGAAGUUGCCAGGAGCCCAGGGCAAAAUGACCACAAUAUAUACAUAAUUCUAUAUUUUCUCAUUUUAGGCUGCAACACCAUUGCUGAAUGCAGAAUACACUUAAGACUGAUCAGGACAGAUUGUAGUUUUAAAUUGACAUUUGUAUCUCUGAUCCUUGUUCUAUUUUAUUGUGUGAUAGUGUAUGCAAUUGCACCUAUUUUUUUCUAUUGCUUACUUUCCCAAACGGAGAGAGCCUGGGUACGAGUCCCUCAAUAAAAAUUCUUAGAACCACCGAGUAUUUUAACAAAAUACAGAGAACAAGUGUAUCUUUGGAGUCCCUAAAUAUUGUGAUAAUCAAUACAACACACAUACAGUAACAGAGCACAUUGACUUUUACACAAUCUCAAAGUUUGAUGUACUUAAUCUGGUCAAUAUUGAUCAAGAUACAGCCAUUCAAAACAGACAUGUCCUGGAAUGGCUGUAUGUUGAUCAGUAUUGACCCGAAUAACAUGAAACUUUGAGAAUUUGUAAAGGUCAAUGUGCUCUUUCUUAUUUUGUGGGUGUUGUAUUGAUUGUCACAGUAUCGAGGGACUCCUACCCAGGCUCUCUCGGUUUGAAAGUAGGCAAUACACUUUUAUAGUUUUGACUGUAUGAAUCAAUUCGGAUUCCAUACUUGUGGCUUACAACAGCUUCAGACAGUUUCUUGAAAUAAAGUUGAUAGAAAUAAUCGGUUUCGAUAAAGAAAAACAGCCCAUAACUAAUUCGUAGUUUAACUACUGUAAAUCCUGAUUAAGUACAAUACAUACAAUUCACACUGGACUAGUUAUAAACUGUUCAAUUUCGUUUUUUUACUUUUUACUCGAUGUAAUCUCUCUGUAUCGUAUAAAUUAUUACAUUUUAUAUCAAAAUUCGUCUAGAGUAGAUUUGUCUUCCGUAACAGGACUUACAUCUGGGGCUUGCGACUCUUCGCUAUUCGAAUUAUAUAAAUAAUUUUCACUAUUGAGGUCUUUUUGAAUUACACUAUCAUGGAUACUAGCUUGAUUUUGCUCUUCAAUGCUAGUCCUAUCGUCGAGAUUCUCUGUUAACUUUUCACUAUCCCUUUGUUCGUUAAUAUCCUGAAUAUUUCUAACUUCGGAUUUCUUGUCUGUCUUCAUAGAGACGCUUUCGCUUUGCUUCAACAUUUUAUCCUCUCUGCUAAUGCUUUCCUGUUUAUCAGUUUCAACAUACAAGUCCUGGCUUGUGUCGUUGCCAAAUACAUCUUGGCCUGGUUCUUCAUUUCGACCACUAUCGACAUUUUGUUUCGAGUCUUCUUUCGCCCCAUCAUUGGUGAUUGUUUCAAACGUCCUUUCAGCAUCCUGUUCAGCACCUUCGCCUAUGCUUUCACUACCUUCACCUUCUUGAGACUUAUCAUCGGGGUUACCAGUUUCAGAUAACAAAACAUGACCAUCAUUUUCAUUGGUAUCUUCAAACGAAUUUAGAUCCGCUGUUGUAUCAUGCUCGCCAGGAUCUCUGAUAUCGCCAGUAGCUUGGGUAUCAUCUUUACUACCACUAUACUUAUAUACAAUUUUACCUACAUCAUUACCAUUGAUCAGAAUAUCACCACCGUCAACGCGAGGAUUACCAGUCAUACAAUCCGAAAAAUAUACAAUCUUACCUACAUCAUUACCAUUCAUUAGACUAUCCCCACUAAUGGUAUUUUUGGUAUCAUCAUCAUAUUUCUGAGUUCCCUGUUCGUGAGAAGUUUCCCCUUGGUCUGGAGUUAAAUCACCAUACAUACUGUCUGUAAUAUACACAUCUUUAUCUACUGCAUCCUUUUCAUUCAUCGAGCUAUCAGAACUAGCGACAGUUUCUGCAUUCUUGUCUACUUCAUCUUGAUUUAUCUCACCAUGUUCUUGAGCGGUUUCCCCUUGGUCUAUGCUUGUAUCACAAUGCCUAGUAUCUCUGUUUAAUGCAUCGUUAACAUCCAUAGAGCCAUCAGAACUAACCAUUUUUUCUCUAGACACAGCAGCCUUGUCUACUUCAUCUUGAUUUAUCUCACCAUGUUCUUGAGCGGUUUCCCCUUGAUCUACGCUUGUAUCACAAUGCCUAGUAUCUCUGUUUAAUGCAUCGUUAACAUCCAUAGAGUCAUCAGAACUAACCAUUUUUUCUCCAGACACAGCAGCCUUGUCUACUUCAUGUUGACUUCUCUCAGACUCGCUGUGUUCUCCACUCUGUUCAUGGGAAUUUUCCCCUACAGUUUGCCGUAGUGUAUUUACAUCAUAAACUGUAUCCUCACCAGACAAUUUUCUAUCGCCUACAUUUCCCACAACAAAAAUCUCACUAUCCCUUGUAUUGGCAGGCUGAACAACAGUAUUAAGAAAUGCCUCGCUUGUUUUGCGCGCCUCGCUGCCUUCUUUGACAGACCAACACUCCUCUCCUUGAGAACUACUCACCUUUCGCGCUUUAAUACUAAAAACACCAUCCUGAAAUUUCCCUACCACCUCGUCCACACUUCCACUUUUCGACUCACCAUUUUCACCCAGUUGUUCCUUCUCCUGCCAGUUUUCCAUCAUGACGUCAUAGAGCCAACGUUCACGUUUGUCAGCGGAAUUAAUCUCCCCCAUCAUAACCGAUGCCUUAGUGUUCGCUUGCGUGUUUCGCGUUAAGAAUUCAAAUCCUGGUUGUUUCACGACAUUUUUCAUCAGGUGAAUAAGUUUGUUUACUUCGUUUUCAACCUUGUCCAGUUUCCGAGAUUCCACUGGCUGAGAAAUUGGUUCAUGUAAAUUAUUCUCCUGUUGUAAUUCAGGCAUUUGUUCAGCAGUUGCUUUUUCUUUCCCAGCGGUUUGAGUUGCGUCUGUGGAGGGCAGCGCUCCCUUUGUAUUUGCGUCU